Nicotiana tabacum (common tobacco) is the source of this 1367-nucleotide messenger RNA. NCBI's taxonomy places the organism in Eukaryota, Viridiplantae, Streptophyta, Magnoliopsida, Solanales, Solanaceae. The record is from RefSeq and is a predicted model, not a curated record.
GAGAGAGAGCGCUCAGAGAGGAGAGAACUACUCGAAAGAAAGAAAAACAAGCCAUGGAACUGAACAAAUGUACUGUACAGCAACCCACCACCACCAUAUACCGACUCCACAUGUUUUUCCAUUCUCUAAUUAUGCUGGCAUUAGUAUACUAUCGUCUUUCUCAUUUAUUUUACUUUGAAACUGUCCUCAGUUUACAUGCACUUGCAUGGAUGCUUAUUACCUUAGGUGAAGCUAGUUUCAUUGUCAAGUGGUUCUUCGGACAAGGGACGCGUUGGCAUCCGGUUGUGCGUGAUGUGUUCCCUGAACACAUCACUUGCAAAGAUUCUCAGUGGCCAGCGAUUGACGUGAUGGUCUUCACUGCCAACCCGAAGAAAGAGCCAAUUGCGGAUGUCAUGAACACUGUGAUAUCCGCAAUGGCUCUGGAUUAUCCGACGGACAAAUUGGCGGUGUAUCUCGCAGAUGAUGGCGGAUGCUCCUUAACUUUGUACGCUAUAGAGGAAGCUUGUUCUUUCGCCAAGUUGUGGCUCCCUUUCUGUAGGAAAUAUGGGAUCAAAACGAGGUGCCCUAAAGCAUUUUUUUCGCCAUUAGGGGAAGAUGAUCGUGUUCUUAAGAAUGAUGACUUUGCAGCUGAACAGAAAGAAAUUAAAUUAAAAUAUGAGGAAUUUCAGCAAAAUGUGAACAGUGCUGGUGAAUCCGGUAGAAUCAAAGGGGAGGUAGAGCCUGAUAGAGCCCCUUUAGUCAAGGUAAUAAAUGACAGCAAAAUGGAAAAAGAGAAGAGUGCCGACGCUUUAACCAAGAUGCCUUUGCUUGUAUACGUAUCCCGUGAAAGAAGACCCCAUCUUCGUCAUCACUUCAAGGGUGGAUCUGCAAAUGCCCUUCUUCGAGUUUCAGGGAUAAUCAGUAAUGCCCCAUAUUUACUAGUUUUAGAUUGUGAUUUUUUCUGUCAUGAUCCAACAUCAGCUCGGAAAGCAAUGUGUUUCCAUCUUGAUCCAAAUCUAUCACCUUCCUUAGCUUAUGUCCAGUUCCCUCAAGUGUUCUACAAUGUUAGCAAGUCAGAUAUUUAUGAUGUCAAAAUUAGACAGGCUUACAAGACAAUAUGGCACGGAAUGGAUGGUAUUCAAGGUCCAGUAUUGUCAGGGACUGGUUAUUUUUUGAAGAGGAAAGCAUUAUACACAAGUCCAGGUCUAAAGGAUGAAUUUCUUCGUUCGCCGGAGAAGCAUUUCGGAUUGAGUAGAAAGUUUAUAGCUUCAUUAGAGGAGAAUAAUGGUUAUACUAAACAAGAAGAAGUCAUUUCAGAAGCAACCAUAGAGGAGGCUAGGACACUGGCUACUUGCGCAUAUGAGGAUGGCACACAAUGGGGUGAAGAG